AUUUUUGCCGAUUCGGCUUCAGUUUUCCCUCCGUCUUGGUUUCGGUCUGACAGCUAAUAUUCCUUUACAAAUACUUGACUGUUGUAAACCUGGGUACGUAAAACGUUUCUUUCGAGCGGGACGCGAGUCAGAAAAAGGGUUACGUGAUCUGAAAAAGCCCGAAAUUGGAUUAACGUUAGCUCGCUAAGCUAACAGGCUAGCUUUCACUGGACUAGCUGUCUAGCCAGCGUUAGCUUACUAACGUCCACUUAAUCCGAGGUAGCGCCCAGCCUGAGGCUCCGGACGGAGACAGAGAGCUUCCAACAAACACGCUGCAGACGGAGUGCCGUGAACCACCGGAGACGCCGCGACUGGACUGAAUUAUUAGUGUUGUUUAUUAGCGAUAUUAGGGAUAAUGCGCCUGUAAGUCAGAUCCUUGGUCGCAUUCAAUGUGAUAGACUGAAGUUUAGACGUGUAGAAUUAGCUAGACCUCAUGGAGAGCCACUACCACCAACAACAACGCUAUGACUCCUCCGGUCAAGGGCGAGAGAACAAAGCGCACCGAAAAAAGGGGUUCGUGGUGGGGGCAGGAACUUCAUCUCACGGCGCCUAUGGGAGCGAGGAAGGCGAGAAGAAGCCUAAGUUCCCCUUAAACAUCCGAACCCUUACUGAUGAUGUGCUGGACAGGUUUGCGAGUAUCCGCAUCCCAGGCAGUAAGAAGGAGCGGCCAAACUUUUCCCACAUGACCAAGCACUCCACCGGCGACUGGUCUUCUUCCUUGGAGUUUGAGGAGCUCUCAUCCAAGAUCACCUCAGAGAAGGAGAUCCUUGCCCUCUUUGAGAAGAUGAUGGAGGAUAUGAACCUGAACGAGGACAAGAGAGUUCCACUCCGAGAGAAGGACUUGAGUACUAAGAGGGAGAUGGUGCUUCAGUACGUUGUUACAGCUGCUAAAACUGGAAGUCUGAAGAGCAGCAGCCAGAUAUCUCCUCAGGAGUUUCUCAGUGAGCUGAAAAGUGGAGCUACUGAUGAGAAGCUGUUUGCCUGUUUGGAUUCCCUCAGAGUGUCCCUCACCAGCAAUCCAGUCAGCUGGGUGCAGAGUUUCGGUCAUGAGGGACUGGGCCUUCUGCUGGAUAUACUGGAGAGACUCCUACUCAAAAAACACCAGGAUAAGGUUGAUAAGAAGAGUCAGCACAAAGUCAUCCAGUGCCUGAAGGCUUUCAUGAACAACAAGUAUGGGCUGGAGCGGAUCCUCGGGGAAGAGAAGAGUCUGGCACUGCUGGCCCGAGCGAUGGAUCCUUGUCAGCCUGCAAUGAUGACCGACGUCGUCAAACUGCUCUCUGCCAUCUGUAUUGUGGGAGAGGAGAACACGCUGGAGAAGGUCCUUGAAGCCAUCACCAGCGCAGGGGAAAGGCUGGAGAUGAAUCGCUUCAGUCCCAUAGUCCAGGGCCUUGCUGACCGCUCCGUCCAGCUUCAGGUGGCCUGUAUGCAGCUCAUCAACGCUCUUGUUACGUCUCCUGAUGAGCUGGACUUCAGGCUGCACAUCCGAAAUGAGUUUAUGCGCUGCGGCCUGCGAGAGAUAUUGCCGACUCUAGGUGCUAUCAAGAAUGAAGCUUUGGACAUCCAGCUGAAGGUGUUUGAGGAGCAUAAAGAGGAGGACAUGAUUGAAUUCUCUCACCGUCUGGAGGACAUUAAAGCUGAAUUUGACGAUGUAGGGGACGUUUUCAACAUGUUGUUCAGCGUGGUGAAGGACACGGCUGCGGAAGUCCAUUUCCUCUCCAUCCUGCAGCACCUGAUGCUCAUCAGGAAUGACUACUUUGUGCGGCCUCAGUACUUUAAGAUCAUAGAAGAGUGUGUUUCUCAAAUUGUCCUGCAUCGCAGUGGCACAGAUCCAGACUUCUCCUACCGCAAGCGCCUGGACGUGGACUUCAGCCACCUUUUAGAGGUGUGUGUAGAUAAAGCACGGGCAGAUGAAUAUGAGCAGAGAGCCUCAGAGUUGGCUCAAAAGUUUGAUGAAGAGCUGAUGGGCAGACAGGAUGCCAUGGCCCAGCUGCUGAAGAAGGAGGAGAAAAUCAGCGAGCUGGAGGCAGAGCUGCAGGCCUUUAGAUCUCAGUUUGGAGCAGUGCCGCUGGGCAUAUCUACAGUACAGUCUGUCCCAGCCUUGUCAUCUUCGUCAUCUUCAUCGUCUUUUCCGCCAGGCGCCCCUCCUCCACCCCCUGUUCCUGGAGGUCUGGCACUGCCACCCCCACCUCCUCCUCCGCCCCCACCAGGCUGUGCCGCCAUGCCCGGAGUGCCUCCUCCUCCUCCUUUUGGCAUCCCUCCCCCUCCUCCACCAGGUCUGGGGGGCCUGAUGUCCUCCCCCACCCACCACGUGCUGCCUUUUGGCCUUCGGCCCAAAAAGGAGUUCAAGCCUGAGACUACCAUGAAGCGCCUCAACUGGUCCAAGAUCCGACCUCAGGAGAUGUCCGAGAACUGUUUCUGGAUCAUAGUGAACGAAGACCGCUAUGAGGAUGAGGAUUUGUUAGGCCGCUUGGCUCUUACCUUUGGAUCACAGAGAAACGAGCCCAAAGUUUGUGAGGAGAGUGAGCCUGCGGAAGAGCUGCCUGCCUCCAUUCGACGAGACGAGGAGGAGCUGGAAGAGAAGAAAUCGGUGAAGAAACGAAUCAAAGAGCUGAAAGUGCUGGACCCAAAGAUAGCUCAGAACCUGUCCAUUUUCCUGGGUUCUUUCCGUAUGCCUUAUGAAGAAAUCAGGAGGAUGAUAAUGGAGGUAGAUGAGGAGCAGCUAACAGAACCUAUGAUCCAGAAUCUGGUGAAACACCUUCCUGAGCAGGAACAGCUGAAUGCAUUGGCCAAGUACAAGAAUGAAUAUGCCAGUCUGUCUGAACCUGAACAGUUUGGGGUUGUGAUGAGUGAUGUAAAGCGGCUGAGGCCCAGGCUGAACUCCAUUCUCUUUAAGCUGCAGUUUGAGGAGCAGGUGAGUCACCUGCGGCCAGACAUCCUAGCGGUGAAUGCGGCCUGUGAUGAGGUGAGGAAGAGCAAAGCCUUCAGCAAACUGCUGGAGCUGGUGCUGUUGAUGGGCAACUUCAUGAACGCUGGCUCGCGCAACGCCCAGUCCUUUGGCUUUGACCUCAGCUCCCUUUGCAAGCUGAAGGACACCAAGUCAGCUGAUCAGAAGUCCACUCUGCUGCACUUUCUUGCUGAGGUGUGUGAGGAGAAAUAUCCUGACGUUCUUAGAUUUGUGGACGACCUGCAACAUGUGGACAGAGCCAGUCGAGUGUCAGCGGAGAACCUGGAGAAGAGUCUGAGGCAGAUGGAGAAGCAGCUGCUGCAGCUGGAGAAAGAUCUAGACACCUUCAGCUCCCCCAACGACCAGCAAGACCUGUUCCACAGCAAGAUGGCUAGCUUCUCCAUGCAGGGAAGGGAGCAGUACCAGAAGCUGGUUAUCAUGCAUGGAAACAUGGGCACGCUGUACCAGAACAUGGUCGAGUUCUUCGCCAUCGAUCCUAAGAAGACCUCAGUGGAGGAGCUGUUCACAGACAUCAGCAACUUCAGAGCCAUGUUCGUGCAAGCGGUGAAGGAGAAUGGGCGGAGGCGGGAGGCGGAGGAGAAGCAGAGGAGAGCGAGGGCAGCCAAAGAGAAGGCAGAGCGUGAGAAGCAGGAGCGGCAGCAGAGGAAGAAAAGGCUGUUGGAAGUCAAUGCAGAAAAGGAUGAGACUGGAGUGAUGGACAGCCUGCUGGAAGCGCUGCAGUCUGGAGCUGCUUUCAGAGACCGCAGGAAAAGAGCACCUAGGCCCAGAGAUGAGCCACCUCAAACAGUCAGCCAAAGGCCAGUUCUGAAAGACUGCAACCAUGAAAACACGAGGGUACCUCUGCAAAGGUCACGGUCCCGGCAGAAUAUCAAUUUCAGCUCAACACGAGCCCCCACUGCCAGGGAGGCUCAUUACGAGAAAGAGGCCCAUCCAUCUGCAGCACGAAGAGCAGCCCCGGCCCACCGGCCGGACAGGGAACGAGAGAGGGAGCGGGAGCGUGCCAGAGAUCAGGAGAGCGAGAAAGAACAGACCCCGCCAGGGCGCUCGGCUAACGGGGACGCAGACGUGGAGGCUCUGCUUGCUCGACUCCGUGCCCUGUGACCUCACCUCCUCUCCUGACCUUUGUGUACAGUUACCAUGGAAACGGCCAGACCAAGCCCAAUUAAGCUGGCCAUCCCUCGCACUAAUGAAUGCCGUCAAGUAGCUCGCACACAAACACAAAAGUCUUAACAAUUAACCUUUCCUUUCACACGUCCCUGCCCUUUUCCUCUCGACAACUUGCGAGGGAGGAGAGUCAUUGUCCUGUGGCACUUACCAAAAGCUUUUAGAGCUCCAUUCAGUUCAGACGUCUUUGUUUAAAUGAGAGGGACUUUGAUGGUUGAGGGCGACCCCUCAGCCACACUUUCUGAGUUUAAUAAAAAACAGAAAGGCAUUUACAUUGAAAUUCGAGUUUAAAGAUAUUAAAAUCUAAAGGUAAAAGUGCGAAGUGGUACAGAGUUGUCAGAAUGACAAAAGUAGCUAGACUACAUGUUGGUCUUUAAGGCUACAGGGCCUUUGUCUUAAAUACAUAUGUGCACUUUCAAUAUAUUCUUUAUUCCAUGCAGACUCAUAAAACUAUAAUAUUUAUGGCUUUUUAUUUUCUAACUAGAACUGUUUUAGCUUUUAAAAUGGCUUAGCCUCACAUACAGUUAAAAUAUAUGACCAAACUAAUAAUGAAUAAUAAGGGCUGAGAGGUGUCACUUGGUAUUUCUGCAUAUUAAAUCUAAUUAAUCAUUUUUGUCAGCUUGUCAAAUUAAAUCAGCCUGUGUUGCUUUUGCAACCAAAGUCUGCUAUUUUUGUUGAUUUCUCAUAAGUAGAUGCUUAAGCCAGCAUAGCCAUCCAUUACUGCUUGUUCCACGCUAUGUAAGACCUUCAGAAAAUGAUUUUUAAACAAUGCAUGCCCAAAGUAACAGCAGUAAGCUUGGUUAACGUUUGAAAUUGAUCAAACAGUAACCUGAGUUUAGACAAACUGUAGCUUUAUAAUGCUCAAAAGUAUUUUUGGGACACCUCUAUCAUCAUUUGGUUUUUUAUAAUUAUUUAAUUAGUUAAUUCUGAUGGAUACUGUUCUUUACCGUUCUCAUUUCAGCUAUAACCUUCAGUCAAUCCUUGGGGUUCAACUGCACAAUAACAGAUUAGCAUAUUUUCACAUAACCAGGCAUUUUACUUCAAAACAAAUGUAGUGACACUAAUUGAAAUGCACAUGAUCUAAUCUGAGAUCUCCAGCGUUACUCCUGGAAAGCUGCCAUACAGCACAGCAAACCUGGUUUUAUUAAUAUUCUGAAAGAUAUUGCUUAGAAAACUAUCUGAAUAUAAAAAUAUCUGAAUCUGUCAAAAUAAUAUUGUAUCUUUGUUACAAAAUGUGUGAAAGAUUCACUUUACUGUCAUCCAUAAGAAGUGGUAUGCAACAAAACAAUGGCCUGAGAAAAAUACUAAAUAUAACCUACGUAAAGGAAAGUGACACCAGUCUUGAAGUAUUGACCUUACUUGAGCUUAUUGGGAUUGUUUUGGGUUUCAGUCAAUAAACCUGGUUAUUAUUGCUGGCUGUUCUAACUUCUCUGAUGGAUACAAAAGAAUGAAUGAUAACAUUAACUUGGAAAGUAAUACCUAAACAAGACGUAAAUUGUGUCCCAGGACUACUUUUGAGCACUGUAACGCACCUUUAACAGUUUUAAUUUCUUUAAAUCUACACUCUUUAAAUCAGUGUUCAUUGCCCUUUACUAACCACAGAAAGGCUUUGCUUACAUCACCAUGACAGGUUAAUGAAGGUAUGAAUUUCAUCGCCCAGCCCUAAUGUCAGCACCACAUUCUAGGUGGGUUUGUUAUUGUCAGUAUACUAUGAUAUCCUGCCCUAUGUUUGUAAAUGCGUAUGUAACCAAAAGAAUGGUUUUGUAUGUAUGUGUAUAUGCUAACACAGGUGAAUCUAUAUAUUCUUGCUCCUUUUGUACUCCUAAAGAGAAAAGUAGACAAAAAUGUAGUGGUAGAAGAUGUAGUGAUUGUUUCACCAGCAGAGCAUCAACUAUGCAAUAUACAAUAUACCUACUGUUUCCCGUUCUAGUGCUGUUAUUUGAAAAUGUCUCUCAAGAAAACGUCUUAUACCUUUUGUACAUUUUCUGUGUGAACAGACAUCAAAUUACCCGAGCAAUUCAGUGUAUGUUUCUUUUCAGUGUUCUUUCUUUUUUGUUGUUGUUUUUUUUCCUUGUAUUUCCUUCUAAGAUAGUAGAGCAUAUUGUGUAGCCUGGAACUUUUUAUCUCUCUUAAUCUUUGCUGUUCCUGUAUGCGCCGUCUUCUCUUUUGUUCUGUGUGAGUCUUGGAAUUUAAUUGACUAGUAUUUGCCGUUCUUGUCAACAUGAUGUCUUUCCUUCUCUUGUCAUCAUCUCAUCUACUUCUGGUCUGAUUAGCAUCUUGCUACAUUCAACAGUUUGGCUUUGAAUUCUGCAUGGUGUCAAGAGGCAGAUCACUGAUGGAAUUAUGUUGGGAUUUUUUGGCUUUUUUGCAACAGAAAUCUCAACGUUUUUCAUGCUUUUAGGUACCACAUCAUAUACUGAGUAGCUUGGGUUAAAGAAUGUGAUUCUUGUUAAGGAUUUGUAGUAUCAUUUGCAAUAAAGAAGCAGUAAAGUGUC
Pygocentrus nattereri (red-bellied piranha) is the source of this 6663-nucleotide messenger RNA. It is a transcript of the gene diaph3, whose product is annotated as diaphanous-related formin 3. Gene Ontology annotation, molecular function: small GTPase binding; actin binding; microtubule binding. The record is from RefSeq and is a predicted model, not a curated record. Bases 473 to 4105 code for a protein of 1210 amino acids. Gene Ontology annotation, biological process: actin filament polymerization; actin cytoskeleton organization. NCBI's taxonomy places the organism in Eukaryota, Metazoa, Chordata, Actinopteri, Characiformes, Serrasalmidae. Gene Ontology annotation, cellular component: actin filament; cytoplasm. The transcript has 30 exons.